UUUCUCAUUAGCUUGAAGCGGAAUUGUUGGUACCGGAUCUGCUGUAUAUGCAGGCAUCGAUAUCGUCAUGCUUGUCCCGCAAGGCGUUCGCAGCACUUAUGUAACUCGUCACGAGAUCGGAGAGGUUGAUGACACUCUUCUACAUAAUGUGCUUACAGAUUUGGUAGCCAUCUUCUGAUUGGAGCUUCACUGGACAAAGAUUACACCAUUGCCAACGACGACGAUGAGGGUCUAUAGCUCAGGGACGAUAGAUAUCCCACGGGAUCUGAACUUAACGGAAUUCCUCCACAAAUCCGCCUACCCAGAUCUCCCGGAGUCUCACCUAAUCGCCAAAGAUAGUCUUACGAAUCGUAGCAUAACCAUCGGGGAACUACGCAGCCGAGCUGGCAGAAUCGCAAAUGGUCUCAAAACCAAGCUAAACCCGGUAGACCAGGCAAGAUGGGCCAUCAUCCUACCCAACAGCGUUGAUUUCCUCGAGUUAUUCCACGCGAUCCUCUGGACCGGCGGCAUCGUCUGCCCCAUCAACCACGCCCUCAAAGCCACCGAAAUCGGCCACGGACUCGCCGUCUCACGACCUCACUUCAUAGUCUCCUACGGCGCCGUAGUCCCGCUCGUCAAAGGCGCCGUCCAACUCGCCAAAACCUCGCUCUCCUCGCAAGGCGUAACCUGGCCAAUCCCCCAAAUCAUCACCAUAAUAACCCCAUCCCCCAACCACCCUCACCUCCCCUCAGACUUCAUCCAACCCACCCCCCUCCCCAUCCCGCACCACCCCGACACACGCGUCCGCCAGGCCUCAAUCCACCUCUCCUCAGGCACAACCGGCAAAUCCAAAGGCGUAGCCCUAACCCACCACAACUUCCUCGCAAACAGCCUGCAGCUCCUCGCCCACGACGCCGCGCAGUUCACGCCGGACACGCGCACCGUGGCGUAUACCCCCUGGACGCACAUCGCCAUGACCACGCUCCCCCUCUUCCUCGGCCCGUACACCGGGAUGUUGCACCACGCCAUGCCAUCGUAUUCCCUCGAGGAGUUCGCGCGGCUCGUCGGCUCGGAUCAGGCUACGACGUUCCAAGGCGUGCCCAGCGUGGUCCUGCAGCUCGCGAACUCGGAUGUUACGGCGCGGUUUGAUUUUUCGAGAGCGAGGUUUAUUAAUGUGGGGGGUCCGUUGAAGAGGGAGGUUCGGGAGAAGUUGUACGGAAAGGCGCCGUGGAAGCUGGUACAGGUAUAUGGCAUGACGGAGGCGGCGGGGUAUGUGGCGUACCAGAAGGCCGGGGAGACGCUGGAGGAUGGGGUUACGGGGAAGUUGUUACCCGGGAUUGAGGCGCGGCUGGUGAGGGAGGGGAGGGAGGAGGAUGUUCCUGAGGGAGAACCGGGUGAGCUUUGGCUUAGAGGACCGAAUUUUACGAGGGGGUAUGCGUUUGAUGAUGGGGCUAAUGAGAGGGCGUUUUCGCGUGAGGGGUGGUAUAAUACGGGGGAUGUGUGUCGGAUUGAUGCCGAGGGAAGGGUCAGUGUGGUGGGCAGGACGAAGGAUUUGAUUAAGUAUAAGGGGUUCCAGGUUUCGCCGGCGGAACUCGAGGCGCUGGUUAAUGCGUGCCCGGAUGUGGUUGAGGGUGGUGUUGGCGCGGUUUGGGAUGAGAGUCAGUUGACGGAACUUCCGGCCGCUUGGGUUAUUUUGAAAGACGGGUUUGGGACAGUGGAGGGGAAGAGGAAGGCGUUGAGGGAAGUACAUGAUGCGGUUGAUGCGCAGGUUAGUGGGUAUAAGAAGCUUAGGGGUGGUGUUUGGGAGGUUAAGACGCUUCCUAAGAAUGCGACGGGGAAGAUAUUGAGGAAGCAGUUGGUGGAAAUGAGGGAUGGGCUUUGCUCGCUUGAGGAGGGUUCUCUCAAGGCUAAGUUGUAGGUUAGUGUACAGACUAUGAGAAAAUGUAGAAGCUUUUGAGAAGUAUGACGAGCAAUUAAAGGUCUCUUGCGGUGUUGGUUUGCAGUUCUUGCUACUCUUACCCUUAACACUC
This is a messenger RNA of Annulohypoxylon maeteangense, 2009 nucleotides long. Its product is annotated as acetyl-CoA synthetase-like protein. The record is from RefSeq and is a predicted model, not a curated record. Gene Ontology annotation, molecular function: CoA-ligase activity. Lineage: Eukaryota; Fungi; Ascomycota; Sordariomycetes; Xylariales; Hypoxylaceae. Bases 224 to 1897 code for a protein of 557 amino acids. Gene Ontology annotation, biological process: secondary metabolic process. The transcript is spliced from 2 exons.